ACUGGGAAAACACGGGACGGGGCGCUUGGAUUGAGGGAAAAAACUGAUGAGUAAAGAAUUUGGGCGUGUGAUGAUGUAGGGGAGUGGUGGUGGUGAUGGUGGUGGUGGUGAUCGUGGAGUGGUCUGGUGUGAGGCUGUCAGUGAGGCAAGGCGUGUAUCCAGUCUGUCCUCCGCCUCACCACACCCUUUCUGCUCCCUCGUGAUGGCCCAGUGACUCAGCUCGCUUUUCGAAGGCCCUGGAGAUAAAACCGCAGCCGCCUGUCCGCCUGUAGAAGCCUUGUGGUGUUGGUAGUGAGUGAGGAUAGCCACGCCCGGCCCACCUCGGCGUGUGGCGGUGUGGUGUGGCUGUGGUGUGUACGUAGUAAGGAGGAACCUGACCAUCGACUUUUUUGGGACUUUCGUGAGUGUGGCGCCGCCGUGUAGCGAGAGAGAGGCAUGACAGCCAUGGAGAUUGAACAAGGUGUUGGACAUGCAUCUGAAGGAAAGCAACGUUACUCAGGGCGAUACCUGCCUGCUGAAUCCCAGCGACUCGGCAACUGGUCCCAAGGCAACACAGCAGCUGCCCAACAAUAACACUAAUAACAACAACACCAACGCCCCUGCUGAGGAUAACAAGCGGGAGCAGGAAGUGACCGCAGCAGCCCUCGUCACCGCCAACAAGAACAACAACAACACCGCCAAGAGUUUCAAUAUCCCUUCCUCCAAGACUUCGCAGUCUCACCUGAUCAUUAAUACAGGCUCUGCAGCGAAUGGCGGUGUUCUAGUUGACUUGAACCAUGGCAUGACCACUUCGCUCUCCUUCUCCUCCCUGCCAGAUCUCUCAGAAAACGGGAGUUGUAGCAGUGACCGGUUACAUCACCCUUCCAUCUCCUCGGGCGUCCACCGUCCCACUCGCCUUCCAGUUUCCUCUUCCCUCGGCUCUCUCUCGUCCAUUGAUAACGAUGAGUCUGAUCUAGAGUCGUUCAGUUCACUGGAGGUAGACGUGACUCGCGGGCCAGACACUCCAGACCCUCGUGCUGUGAAAGACAGAAAUUUGCUAGACUUUGAGGCUCUCGGUUCAUUGUGGCAGAGGCCGAACUGGAAGACUGCAGACUGUGACCCUUUGCUGCGUCCCACCAACGACCUCAGCCCUCACGCCCACGGCCUCUGCACCAACAAUGUGAAUGAGCUGAGUGAGUGUGGAGCCUUUGUGAAGAGUUUUUAUGAUAAACCCAAACUGCGGUUAGAGAGUGAGGCGGUGUUGGCCAAUGAUCCUGGAGAUGACAAUGGCAACCUGAGGUGGUGUGCAGCCAGCAGCGGCAACAGUCCAGUGCAGGAGUUGUGUGACUCCCUCGCCGCCUCCCCGGACUACGCCUCCGAGGACGAGAACCCGUCUGACAUUGAGCAGAAGAUGGCAGAGACCAAGGUGAAGAUGAACGACGCCAUCUUGUCCAAUGGGAAGGAGGAGCUGCAGCUGCACGGGAAGAAGCUGAAGCACUACAUCAAACACCGAGAGUUGCGGGAGUCUUGCGGCGCCGCCAGCAGCGUCGUGCUGGCCAACAACAACAACAACAAUAAUAACAACAGCCUCAAGCAGCAGCCAGGCACCCUAAAACUGAGCGACACAGGCGUGGACGACGACAAUCGGUACCGCGCCGUGCUCGAGAGUCCCAUCGUGGACGCCUACGAGAAGGAGUGUCUCGACGUGCCGGAGAAGAUGGUGCGCGAGCUGGAGACGCACACAAAGGAGGGCGGCAGCGCCGAUGACUUCAUCCCCUGCAAGAAAGAAAAGAUGGAGAUCAACGAACUUCACAAAAAGUGCCGCAGCGUGGAAGGUGCCGCGGACGGUGCCGCCAACCCGCAGCCCCAGCCUACGCCUUCCCACUGCCCCAUCAGGAGGGUGGACGCAGGCGCUAAUAAAGAAAACUCUGCUCCAAACGUCACUGAUGUAGACAAACCCCGCGGGCCGCGUGUCAGUUACUGCGGCGUGGAGGCGGCGGCCCUGCGGCGAGACAGCCCCCAGCGGAGACGAGACCGGGUGGCGCACAGGAGGUCGGUACCGCAAGCUUCCCCUAGUCCAGCCGCCAGGGAGAGAGCCAAGCUGGGUUCCCCCGAUGGUGGAGAGUUCGAUGUUUACACCAUGGAGGCCGCGAUGCCCAAGAUUGACUGGGACACCAUCGAGGCACAUCUUCGGGCCACCAAGGAGGAGGAGAGGAGGCGUCGCAAUGACCGGGAGGAAAUUCGCCGCAAGCUUGCCAUGGGACUAGAUGAGGACCAGACCACUGACCGGCCGCACCGCAAGCCUUCACUACAUUCCCGACUCCAGAGUGGCAUGAACCUGCAGAUCUGUUUUAUGAAUGAGACUGCAAGUGACUGUGAGAGUCAGUGCUCAGACACAGAGAGCACACAGGACAGAGAGGUAGACUCGGAGCAAGUAUCUACCACCUCUGCAAACAGCAAGUGUUCUACGCCUCACAGUGGCAGGAACAGUUCCUCUCAAUCUGAAGCUGACUUACGAGAGGAAAACUUCUUUGCUCGUCAGGCACAACUACAGCAGGAAGCUCGCUUGGCAUUGGCCCAGGCGAAGGAAAUGGCUCGGAUGCAGAUGGAGAUUGAAAAGCAAAGCAGGAAGAAAAGCCCCAUAGCUGAAGUUGUGAGAGCAAGUUUCAACAAGAUUGGUGUUCCAUUUCCGGAUAGCAAGAGGAGGAUCAGCCGCCAGAUCUUGACAGACAUGAAUGUGGCACAGCUACAGGUUAUUGUCAAUGACCUUCACACACAGAUUGAAAGUUUAAAUGAAGACCUUGUUACAUUCCUUAUGGAGAGAGACGACCUCCACAUGGAGCAGGACUCUAUGCUGGUGGACAUUGAGGAUCUGACUAAACACAUAGGUGCAAAGGAACUAAGUCUGCGAGGAGAUAGCAAAGAUGGUAGUAUCAAGAGUCUAAGUGUCCUCACACCACCCACAAAAACCAAGACUAAUUCCAUGAGGCUAAAAGGCAGUUCGAAGAAGUGAUCCACCAGCCAGAUGUAUUGAUUGCCCGCUGACAAGUGCUGGAACAUGGAGAGUGUUCAGUAUGUUUUCAGUUUUCUUUUGGGGAGAGAGAGAGAGAGAGAGAGAGAGAGAGAGAGAGAGAGAGAGAGAGAGAGAGAGAGAGAGAGAGAGAGAGAGAGAGAGAGAGAGAGAGAGAGAGAAUGAAUAAGUAGGUAAAUAAAUACUCAUCUGUCAUUGGUUGAUAUAUUUUUAGCAGCAAAAGAACAGUUUAAUUUGACAUAGUAAGUUACCAUUCUAUACUUUGAGUUCACAAAAAAAUACAAGUACUCACACAGAAAAUGUAAUUCCCAAUUAUCUUUGAAUUAUUAAUAGUGAAUGACUGAUAAAAAUGGUCUUAUCUUUGGUGUCACCUUGUUCAAGAUUUGUCAAGAUUUGUUGUGAGGGAAAACCGUUGAUACAUUUUCAAUAAUAACAGUUUCCUUUCAGUAUCUGUAAAACAUACUGCAUAUCUUUUAUAAAUGGCCUGUAAUAUGCCUUUAACUUUAACUGUUACUCAUUUCCCGGCUACUUAGAAAUUAAUGAGCACUGACUAACUAUCCGAGGCAUUAUUUUUAAAAAAUUUCACUAAGGUAAUUUAAUGUAUUAAGAUUUUUUCUUUGAAUUCACAACUUUUGCUGUUGGCGGUGUCUUUCAGAAUGAUAUUUUAAGACUUUCACCACAACAUUUUAUUAAGGUUGAGGAGAAGCCAUGGCAGUUUGAGGGUAAGCAAUGGAGCACAGGUUAUGUUCUGUGAUAGAAGGGUUGGUGUAUAGCAUAAGGAAGGGGCCAAAGAACAAGGAAGCUAGCGAGGCAGCAACACACACAGUAUGUGUUAUCCACUGCUUAUGUAUAAAUCAAUUGUCGCUGCUGAUGUAACCUUUCAUUAUAUGUGUAUGUUAGUAAAAUCAGAAUAACGGAGCUGGAGUAUUUUCUGCAGAAUUAAUGGAAGUGAAUGUAUGUAUCACUAUACCAGAUUCAUAGCAUCAGAUGAAUGGUUAAGGCAAACUCUUAGCAACAAAAUACUGGCAGGUGUGAUGUGUCCUUGAAUCUCCUCAUUAAAGUAGCUAUGUGAACUCCAGGCCAAUAUUAGUUCUCAUGCAUAGUAUAUACCAGUAAAAUAUGUCAUGUUACCACUUUAAUAGAAGCUAAGAAUUGUGUGUAGCUGAACUGGUAACAAAAACCAGUAUUGAUAAAUACUACUAGUAUGUUUAACUUGAAUUAUGACUCAUGGUUUUCUUUACUGUACAACCUCCUAUAUUAAAUGUAAAAGGUAUAAUAACUUUACAACUUGGUCUCCAGGUUACUGUGACUUCAAAAAUUUACAGCAUCUAGAGACUUGCAUCUGUCCAUUAAUUAUACUUUUAAGAACUGCUAGAUUGUAUUCCUUUAGUGGGACCUGCAGGUAACUAGAUCAUAGAGAGUUCAGGUUGGGUUAGGUUAGAUUAAGUUACCUCACCUAUCCUAACUUAACCUAACUUAAGUAGAUCAUAGAUAGUUCAGAUGAUUAAUCUAUGAAUCAUAGAAUUGUGUAUAUUACAUGCAGAAUUAUACAUACCUAUUUAUUUUCUUCUUUUGUAAAUAAUUUUGCAGAUGGAUAUUAUUUAUGAUGUCAAAGUACCAUGUGAGUAAGGUUCAGUGUUCUCCAUUAUUUUAUCAGCACAAAGAUGCUAUUGUUCUCAAGACAAUAUUAACCUCCGGGACUGCAUUCUGAAGCGUUUUGGGAUCUUAUCUUGACUACUUUUAACAGGCUGUAGUGGAAGAUAAUGGGGCUUUCAAGGAUGUUUUCAUGAUUUUUAGUGAUAGUUUAAUUAGCAUUCUUCAUCAUCAAUGGGGAAAACAUCCAUGAGAACCCAGCUAAUCAUCUCUAUGCCCUUUGAAAAUAGUCCUGAUGAAAGAACAAAGUGUUUCUCAAUAUGGGCCCUGGCUUCCUGGUUACUGCAAUGUGUGUGUGGCUUGAAGAUUGGAUUACUUUAACAGCAGUAGACUCUUGAAGAGUUUUCCUGCAUGUAAUGAGUGAUUGUCAUGUGGUGAUAAAUUGCUUCAUCCUUGAAUUGUAGCAAACAGCUUUUCAUGCAUAUCUCUGCAUACUGUAAAUAUAUUUGAAAUAGUAAGACAAAGUUAUCAUGUCAAAGUGAUAAAUAUCCAUUUGCCCAAAGUAGUGAUGUCACUUCUUACAGAAAAAUGUUUGUGGCAACUAUCUUCAUCCAUCCUGUCCCCAGUUCUUGAUUAUUGUGGAAUUCUUUAAUGUUAAGCAGUUCAUAAAUACAUACAUUUAUUUAUGUUUGAUCUAUAGACAUGAAGUUUGUAAGACUUUUGACAUCACUUCUUGGGACAAGUGUACAUGAACACAGUGAGGCAAUCUGGGAACUCACCCCAAUGUCGGACUUCAUGCAUCUGAAGACAAUCUGACACCUGUAACUCCAACUUACCUGUAAUUGACCACACAUGGGAGCAGAGCUCUUGAAAAGCCUUUGAUGUUGUCAGUGCUUUAAUGGUGUACCUACAUUUUUUUCUCUUGAAUAUAAAGGUUGUGGAUUGUGAGUGAGUGCAGUUGUAUUUUUAUCUUCUGUUAUGUAUGUAAAUUACCUAAAUAUUUACUUAGCUCACAUAGAUGCAGAAGACAAUGCAGUAACUCCACUUACAAUUUGUUGUUUAUCCUUGUAUAUUAAUAGUUGGCCAUACCAUAUAGUUCUGACUAUAGGCAGCCAUACUGGUAGUUUCUGACUCACAGAGGUCCGACUUAGGGGGAUCCCAUGACAGUAACAAAGUAACAAGUGGUGUGGCGGUGCUGUUAUUGGCAGUGAGACAUGCGUGAAGGUGUGGAGUGAGUGAGUGUGAGACAAGUAACAGGAAUCAGAGCAGAAGGGAAUGAAUGCAGUGUCACAAGAGUCCGUGUAACCUUUUCAGAAAAUUUUUGCAUGUUCAGCGGAAAGUGCGGCUGUUUCAGUCUUUAUUUUCUGUUCGUCACUAUCAUUAAUUGUUACUAAGAAGUGUGUCUUUGUACUCUUGUUUCUUUUGACAGAUGUUAUAUGUUUGAGCCCAGUCUUCCACAGAGAGUACAAGUAGUAGGUGAUGUUGCAGUGAUUAUUUAUUCACUUUUAUUAUUAUUAUCAUUAUCAUUAUAUCUUUUAAUUAUGUACAUUAAUUACCAAAGCCUUUUAUUGCCAAUCUUGUGUGGGUGCAUGGGAGGGGAUGCAAAUGGUCCUGAUUAGCCAACCAUUCUGUCUUCUGCUAAAGUGGGCGUGUCUUGUCCAAUUGGAGGCACAGGUUCUCACUCUAGUGUUGCUUUAUAGUGAGGCAGUCUCUCAAGGCCUUACUGUUCACUUAACUAUCUAUGUACUUGCUGGUGAUAUGCAAUUGUAAUAUGUAUCAAUAUUAGUAAUUCAUAAUCAUUUAUCAGUGUGCUCUUUGAAUGCUGUAUUUUGUAAUGGCUAAUUAUUAUUAUUAUUAUUAUUAUUAUUAUUAUUAUUAUUAUUAUUAUUAUUAUUAUUAUUAUUAUUAUUAUUAUUAUUAUUAUUAUAGUAACUGUUACCUCCAUGAUAUUAUUCUGCUAGAAGUGUGAGUUACAUCUUGCAGCAGAGUAAAAUGGUGACACUUGGAAGAAAGUCUUGUUAAUUAAUGUUGGUUGCGCUGUUGGGGAAGAGCGAACGUACUCCAUUGCAUUGUGAAGUAGCAUUAUAAUUAUUGAGUUCUGAAGGUAGCUUUGCUUGGUCUCUGACUUUACUCCUGUGAGAAGCAGCUUCAAUGAUUUUUUUUUUUAUUUGUUGUAAGAUAACAGUUAUUUUGAGUAAUGAUUGGUUUGGAAUUGACCCCAGCAGUCCAGGGUCAGCUGAAAUUCCAUUCCUGCUCAGUCCUGAUGCUUUCAUGUGUACCUUUCUUCAACUCUUUGGUUGCAGACAAGAUUGCUGUACAUAUUUGUUCACGUAAAAGUUCGCCCCAAAAUAA
Scylla paramamosain (green mud crab) is the source of this 6955-nucleotide messenger RNA. It is a transcript of the gene Schip1, whose product is annotated as schwannomin-interacting protein 1-like. The record is from RefSeq and is a predicted model, not a curated record. The coding region runs from base 470 to 2992 and encodes 840 amino acids. NCBI's taxonomy places the organism in Eukaryota, Metazoa, Arthropoda, Malacostraca, Decapoda, Portunidae. Gene Ontology annotation, cellular component: plasma membrane; cell junction. The transcript has 13 exons. Gene Ontology annotation, biological process: positive regulation of hippo signaling.